Messenger RNA from Brassica oleracea var. oleracea, 920 nucleotides. RefSeq lists its product as uncharacterized. The transcript has a single exon. Lineage: Eukaryota; Viridiplantae; Streptophyta; Magnoliopsida; Brassicales; Brassicaceae. The coding region runs from base 369 to 794 and encodes 141 amino acids. The record is from RefSeq and is a predicted model, not a curated record.
UUUGUUCGCCACCUGUCCCGCUGCUCCUUCCUCUUUCAUUCUUCGCCACGUUAAUCUCUCCUUCUUUCCCGAAAUACCCUUCAUUCGAGGGUCCGUUCUGUAAAAUCAUUCGGCAAACAAUUAAAUAAAACCAAACCGUGAGCUGUCAUGUUCCAUUGUGAUUACUACAAGACAAAUCUGACGUGGACUCAAAGAUUCUCGAGGCUAGUUGUCUUCUUCUUCUUCGCUAUUCAUAUAUAAAAACUCGUCCCAAGGUCGUCCCUUUCACAGUACAACAUCAAACAAUCCUAUCUUCUCUUACAAAACCUCAAACUCACGAGUCAACUCAUAGAGUUCAUUAUUUUUUUUUCCAAAGACGUAAACAAAAAAUGGGAGCGUGCGUUUCACGUGAAUGUAUGAGGGGAGAUUCGGCGAAGCUAAUACUGUUCGACGGGACUUUACAAGAGUUCUCAACUCCGGUCAAAGUUUGGCAGAUCUUGCAGAACUACCCGUCGAGUUUUGUCUGCAACUCAGACGAAAUGGACUUCGACGACGCCGUUUCAGCUGUCUCCGGCAACGAGGAGCUCCGAUCGGGACAGCUUUACUUCGUUUUACCGCUGACGUGGCUCAAUCAUCCGCUAAGGGCGGAGGAAAUGGCAGCGUUGGCUGUUAAAGCGAGCUCGGCGCUGACCAAGAGCGGCGGAGUCCGUUGGGUUGCCGGCGACGGCGGUAACUCGAAAAACAUCGUCGUCGGAGUGAAGACAAACGUCCGUGGCGGAAGAUUUACGCGGAACUUAAGCACGAUCGUCGAGUAGGGUCAAUAUUAGUCUUUUAAAAGACGUAUAAAUUGUAAUUAGGGACGUUUGACUUUUUCUUUUUAUGGAGAAAAAAAAACAAAGUAGCCAUUAGAUUUUGAGAAAUGGGAACGAGGAUGAAUGAUA